AUGCCUUUAAACACAAAUGUCGACUCGCAAGAAUACGUGGAGGAAAAGGAGAAGUGGGAAUUGUUCCAGAUGGAUUUUCAGGUCGGAAUCACGUGCCUUGCUCCGCAUCGGGAACGCGAACAAGGGAAGCUCGACUUGACCGAAUCCACGCGGGAUUUGCUGGUGCAUUGUUCGGACUUAAGUCGCAUUGCCGCAGCCAGUAUUGCCCUCGAGCGCAUUGAUUGGGCCUCACUUGACUUUUCCCUUACUCUACAAUCUACCUCAGCGCCGUGCGAUAAUCCAUCCAGCACCAUAAUCGCGUAA
Molecule: messenger RNA, 303 nt
Organism: Penicillium mononematosum
Lineage: Eukaryota; Fungi; Ascomycota; Eurotiomycetes; Eurotiales; Aspergillaceae
Exons: 1
Coding region: 1-303 (100 amino acids)
Source: RefSeq, a predicted model, not a curated record